Molecule: messenger RNA, 4604 nt
Organism: Triplophysa dalaica
Lineage: Eukaryota; Metazoa; Chordata; Actinopteri; Cypriniformes; Nemacheilidae
Product: proline and serine-rich protein 2
Exons: 4
Coding region: 377-2101 (574 amino acids)
Source: RefSeq, a predicted model, not a curated record
AGAGCUGUGAAUGUGUCGUUCUCAGUAAAUGAGUCACUGUUUAUUGCAAAUGAAUCACGUGGAAGAAAUCUGAUCCUCAUCAUCAGGAUGAAGGAGGAGCUCGCGUGGUGGAAACCUGAUCUUCUCAUGAAGGAGGAGCUCGCGCUCAUUCACGCGCUCUUGAAGAACCAGACGAGACACUUAACGCGCGGAGCGGGUCUUUAAACACACACAAUUUACACACUCAAAUAAUACACUUCUCCGUCGAGGUCUUACAGGAUGUUUUGGUGUGUGUGAUGAUGCGACGGGUCAGCCGGGUGUGUGGAAAUGCUUCACAUGACCCCUGACCUCUCCUGCUUGACCCAGUACAAGACGCCGCCCCCCUUAUCCUGAAACCAUGGACGUACACGUGCACCGGACGCCUCAUUACGGGCUGAAAGACCGCCAGCCUGAGGAUGAUCUACAGUUCCUCAGUCUUGAGGAGAGGGAGUGUAUUUUGUUCUUUGAGGAGACCAUCGGUUCUCUGGAGGAGGAGUUUGAGAAUGACGGAGCGGGAAGAACGGCACAAAGGCACACACCUGCAGAGAUGCGCCCGGCCUCGUAUGAGAGAGAUCAUGACAUCAUUGAUCUGGUGCACGUUACACCUGAAGACAAACGCACAAACGUCAUGCCAGAUUUCCAGAAGCUGAUUAUACCUCCAGAAACCCACUAUGAGAUGAAGCCCCAACGUGAGCCCCCCAUGAAUUUCCCUCCAGGGCUGAACAUCACAUCUCCAGCAUCAGAGGAAGGUGGACACCUGCCACCACCCGGUUCCAUUCCCACCCCCGUCGUCAUCGCUAGUAAGAUCGCCGAGCACCAGGGUGCAAACUCUGCAUCCGCAUCGCCUUCGGUUCUGCUUCAGCGCAGGCUCAGUCUGGAGUUACCGCAGAACCCCGUGACCAAACACGGCCCUCCGACUCAUGCCAAGCCCACGCACCUCCCUGACAACAUCAGUUUGUUGCUCGGCAGCCGGGAACACAUACCUCAUUCCAUUGCCAUGGAAGCCGUCAACGCGCAGGAGCGACGGGCCCAGAUGUUAGCUAACCUCACCGGCCCCGCACACCCUCUGGAGGGCGGAGAGCCGUCUUGCGUCCGCAACCUUCCCACGCGAAGCGUGUCGUUCCGACAGCCGACGCCAGACCAGUCCAGGAUGGAGGCCCUUUCGAAGCUUGGACUGGCUCAGAGACGAACGCAGUCGGUCAUGCAGCCCUCUGCAGACUUUAACAAAGACAGCAGCAGCGGUAGGACGGCUCUCAGGAGUAACAGCACAUCGAGGUACACCCUCAGCAGUGUGAAUGAGCCUACCAUUGCUAGUAUGCCUCCACAAAAUGCUAACAUGGCCAUCAAUCAUAAGAAUGGCAGUACAUCCAAAGUUCACGGUUUUGACACCACCGACUACUCCCAGAGCAAAAGCACCGUAGACAGACAGGACAAGUCUAGUCAAUCAGCAGCGAUAACAAGUGGCGAGAUCAGACACGGUGAUUUUAACAGCUAUGGUGGGAAGAGCAUCAUCUUAAACCCCGCAACAUCCUUCAAAUCCGGCAAAGUCCCACAUCACAAUGCCACAUCGCCCAAAUCAAACACCCCAGAAGUCCACCUCAAUAGCUUCGGCGGUUGGUCCAGAGUCAUGAACCCAUCCGUGGCGCACAGUGAUGAGCCAAACCCUGCAUACAGCAGCUACAGCCAAUCACCACCCAACACGAGUCGCAUCAGCCCACCAAACGCUUACGGAGCCAGAUCCAAGACCUUCUCACCAGUCAAAGAGGUUAGCAUAACCGCAGACGAAGACUCGCCUACAAGAGAUGCGGUACCCCUACACCCCAAACCACCUUUCCAUCCCGCCGCGACCAGACCUGCUGAACAAUCUCCCUCUGCAGCCUCAAGACCUGCACGUCACUCCGGUCCUCUGAGCCCCACCAAGCCAAGAGCCAGUCCCACGUCCCAAGAGAUACGCAGUAAACCUACAGUGAAACAGUCCUUCCGCACGCAGGGAAUAACAGUCCAGUUCUCUGGGAAAGGAGCCACAGAUGAAGCUAGACGUGAUGCCCUACGCAAACUCGGAUUGAUGAGAGGAGGCCCUUAAUUGUUCAUGUGCAAAUGUCAAUUGUUACGUUGUGGCCAAAUGGUACUAAUCUCUUUAUACUUUGUGUACAAAAGUUCCAUUUAAAGUGACAAAAUGUCUGUAAACACCCAGUUAGGAAGCUUUAUAAGGUGUCACUUGUUUAUAUGUUGCCAAGUCGUUUUUUUUACUUUGUAGCUACUUUUCUAUGGAUGUAAAAUGAGCAACAUCCUUUCCGACCCAAUACUGGUGUGGUUCGGGCACCUGUCCAGUAGGGGUUACCCAAAGCCCCUGGAAUAAAUGACUUUUAUCUUGUUUUUGUGAUUUGUGUAGGAUGAAAGUAACAUAGAAAACUUACCUAAUCAAGAAUAUUUAUUUGGAAGACACUUUAAUGUAUAACAACACAGUGUCUUUAAAGUAUAAAUGUAAUAGUUAUUUGGGAUCAAACCCCCGUGCUUGGUGUUGUCAGCACCAUGCUCUACCAACUGAGCCACAGAACUUAAGUGCGUUUGGUUAGUUCUUUUGGUCUUUGUAUAGUGUGCCAGAAGUAGUGUGUCAGAAGUAGUGUGUCAGAAGUAGUUUGUCAGAAGUAGUGUAGUGCACCAGGAGCUCUCCUGAGCUCUCCUGAGCUCUCCUGAGCUCUCCUGAGCUUGCAGCCUCCAGUGGUGCAGUGGUAGAACAUCGGUUAUUUAAAUCUGAGAUCCAUGGUUCAAGACCCGGUGAGAAUGUUGUGUACUUUGUCUGUUUUGUCAACGGAUGCCAAUUUCGAGAGACGAAUACGCCAGGAGAUGUGUCAAUAACGUGCAGGCUCCAGUGGCUUGAUGCUAGAGAGACGGUAACGUGAUUCAAAGGUCCAGAGUUCUAGCCCAGGUUGCUGUCCUACCCAGAACCGCAGAGGGGGGGGUUGUUUGGGUUGUCUCCCCCCCCGGGUUUCGGGAGUAUGAACGCAGGGGUUAUGCAUCUUUUUAUUGUGCGCUGUACGACGUAUAAUUAAUAUAUACACUAAUACUCGACGACUACAAUAAUACGCAUCUAUACAACACUUGCGACGACUAAAUCAUGACAGCUUUCACAGACUUUAAUAGACACUUUUAUUAAUUUUGUUUUUAAGUGUUUUAGAUACUAAUUAGUUAACUUCCUAAAGUUCUUUACAUUUUUAUUUUUGUCUAUUUAGUAUGCAUACUAUGCAUACUACUGUUAUUGGAUUAGUUAACUUCCUAAAGUUCUUUACAUUUUUAUGUUUGUCUAUUUAGUAUGCAUAGUAUGCAUACUACCUUUAUUGGAUUAGUUAGCUUCCUAAAGUUCUUUACAUUUUUAUGUUUGUCUAUUUAGUAUGCAUAGUAUGCAUACUACCUUUAUUGGAUUAGUUAACAUCCUAAAGUAUUUUAGAUUUAGUGUUUGUCUUUUUUGUAUGUUAAGUAUGCAUACUACCUUUAUCGGAUUAGUUAACUUCCUAACGUUUUUUAGUUGAAAGAUUAUUUAUUGUUGCUAGUAUGUCAACUAUGGAGAUGUAGUAUGUAAAAGUAUGCAGUUUUUUACUGUUAAGAUAAUUUUCUAAAGUUUCUUAUGAGUAUGUAAAGCAUGCAAAGGCAGUAUGCAGUGUGGUUUAUUAGUAUGUUUAGUUAACAACCCAAGAGAAAAAACGUUUAUUUAUAAUCAUCAAAGUGAGCAGUUUCUUAAAGUGCUUCUUUAUUAUGCCUUAUGUGUUUGUUUAGUUUGGUGUCACUUGUUUCAGACCAUGUGGAUAUGAUAUAGUUACUUAUCUUCAGGAAACUUCUUUAUUGUGAAUUUGGAUAAAGAGAGAUUUACUCCAGGUAGCAUGGCAUGUAUAGGUUGACUUGGUUCUGUUUUUUUAUUUGUUAUUUACCUUAAUGUUUAAAGUCAUAUUUUUCCUGAUAUAAGAAUCAUCUGAUGGAAGCCAAUUUGUUCAGGUUGGUUCUCCGCUCAGGUGUAUGUAAUACCUCAUGUUUGUAAACAUAUUCAUGUUGUCACAUUGUCUGUAAGCAUGCAGAUAGUUCAUGAGUUUCAGUCUGAUGAAAUGCCAGUGAAUAAUAAUGUUGUAUUUAUUCUGUGAUGUUGAAUUAUGGGCACUGUUUUCUGCAUUCCUUUGCCGUGGACCACAGAGGAUCUCAGGCUAGUUUGAAGUCGAGAUCCUCCCACACUAAACCACAGACAUCUAAAUCUAGAUCCUGCUGUGGAGAGAAAAAUGAGUCUGGAAGCACAUGAGGAUAUAAUCCAGCAAGCAAAUGUGUGUGAAACAUCGAUGGCUUCUGUUGUGUGUGAUGUGUAUUUCAGUGUGAAUGAGUUGAGUGAGUGUAAAAUGUUGUGUGUGAUUUGUUGUAGUUAUUUUUGUUUGUUUGUUUUGACUCCGGUUUUUUGCUUUCACUAAAGCAUUUUUUGAAGGAUACUGGAUGUGUGAUUGAGAACACAACACACACACAGUAAAGCAUACACUUUCUUUUCUCCUGUUUGUGUAAAUGUGAACCCGGCUUUAUAUGUUAUGAUAAUAAUAAAGAGUUGAAACUCA